UCGUCAUCUACGACACUUUCUCUUUUCUCCGCCGCGUUUAAAGCUCAAAGUUGAUCUCAUCUCUGCAGCUCGUGGAUCAUAAAAUCUUCCAUCUUUUCGGCGGUACUGAGUAAUAAGAUAAGUAAUAAUAAAACUGACCUUAAAGCAACAAGACAAACAAACUUAAUAAAACAAACUAAAUACAGCACCACCUUCAAAAUAAAACACACAAAUAUUUUACAGCCAUUAAGACAUGAACUCAUAAAAAAAAAAAAAUAAAUAAAUAAAAUAAAAAAAAAAAGAUCAGUCGUCUCCCCUGACUUUAAUUACUUAAUUUGUUUACAUUUUGUAUAAUAUAAUUUCUUGUUUUUAAGUUCUUUCUUCUUCUUCUUCUUUGUUUAUUAUGUAAUGAUAUUUUGUCUCGAUUAAUAUUAUGAUUGUUCCGUCUGUUAAAAACAAAAUAAUAAUAAUUUAUUAAAAAAAAAACAAAAAACCAAACAAUAAACGUAACAGUCACGUGACCCGGAAGUCCCAGCGCUGCCAAGGCAACAAGAUGGCGGAGCCCGCGGAUCCACGUGAAUUUGAGGAGGUUCCUGGUCUGUCUGAUGAUGAAGAGGAGGAUGAGGAGGACCAGUGGAUGGAGGAAGAGGAGGAUCAGUCUGUUCUGUGUCUCUUCUGUGAUCGGUGUUUUAGUUCAGUGGAGGAGACGCUGCAGCACUGCUCCUCACAACACAACCUCCACCUGCCAGAACUCAUCUCCAAACACAAUUUAGACGAUUACGGUUUUAUAAAGAUGAUCAACUACAUCCGCUCCACCGUGAGUUCUUCUCCGAUUUGUUAUUUCUUAAUUUGA
Molecule: messenger RNA, 832 nt
Organism: Boleophthalmus pectinirostris (great blue-spotted mudskipper)
Lineage: Eukaryota; Metazoa; Chordata; Actinopteri; Gobiiformes; Gobiidae
Product: protein arginine N-methyltransferase 3-like
Exons: 4
Coding region: 533-832 (99 amino acids)
Source: RefSeq, a predicted model, not a curated record